Messenger RNA from Hansenula anomala, 1452 nucleotides. RefSeq names its product MFS transporter. The record is from RefSeq and is a predicted model, not a curated record. The transcript has a single exon. Lineage: Eukaryota; Fungi; Ascomycota; Saccharomycetes; Phaffomycetales; Wickerhamomycetaceae. Gene Ontology annotation, molecular function: transmembrane transporter activity. Gene Ontology annotation, biological process: transmembrane transport. Bases 1 to 1452 code for a protein of 483 amino acids.
AUGGGGAAAGGUAAGGCAUUACCAACUAAAUACCCUGAUCCUGAAGAAUAUACAGUUUCAUUUGAUGGUGAUAAUGAUCCAAGGAUCCCUACAAAUUGGCCAACAAAGAAAAAAGCCAUGGUUUGUUUAAUCAUUGCUUAUCAUUCUUCAUGUAUUGCUUGGUCUUCGUCUGUUUUUUCGCCUGCAGUUUUAGAAAUUGCUCAAGUUUUCCAUGUUGGUAGAGUUGUUGCAACAUUGGGUGUUUCAUUAUAUGUUUUGGGUUUUGCAACAGGUCCUGUUAUUUGGGCCCCAUUAAGUGAAUUGUAUGGUAGAAGACCUGUUUUAAUAUUAUCUGGGUUUGGAUUCACCAUUUUCCAAUUUGCUGUGGCUACAGCUAAAGAUAUCCAAACAGUUAUGCUCUGUAGAGCAUUUGGUGGUGCUAUUGGUGCAGCUCCGAUGGUUGUUGUUCCUGCUGCUUUUGCUGAUAUGUUUGAUAACCAACAACGUGGUCGUGUUAUAACUUUGUUUGUUAUGACCAUUUUCUGUGUUCCUAUUAUUGCACCUGUUGCUGGUUCUUUUAUUGUCAAUAGUUAUUUGGGUUGGAGAUGGACCGAAUAUAUUACUGGUAUAAUGGGUGCUUUGAGUCUGGUAUUGGUUACAUUGUUCUACGAAGAAACACAUCAUCCUAUAAUUUUGGUACAAAAGGCUAAUGAAAUCAAGGAAAGAACUGGUAAUUGGAUGAUUCAUGCAGCUCAUGAUGAAUUCACAAUAACUUUAAAAGAUAUUGUGGAGAAGAACUUGACAAGACCAUUAUAUAUGUUGAUUUCUGAACCAAUCAUCUUGUUGAUCAGUCUUUAUAAUGCAUUUGUCUAUGGGAUUUUGUAUUUAAUGCUUUCAGCUUAUCCAGUCAUCUUUGCAGAGGGUUAUAGAAUGCAUGGUGGUGUGGCAGAACUACCAUAUCUUGGUAUGGUUAUCGGUAUGUUGGCUGGUGGUGUUUUCACAUUUGCAAUGGAAGGUAAUUAUUUAAAAGCAUUGAAAGCAAAUAACUAUAAACCUGUCCCUGAGGCAAGAUUACCACCUUUAUUCUUCGGUUCGUUUGCAUUCCCAAUUGGUAUUUUUUGGUUAUUUUGGACUGGUAACUGGCCUCAUAAAGUUCAUUGGAUGGCUCCAACAGCUUCGGGUGUGUUUACAGGGUUUGGAUUAGUUACCAUCUUCAAUGCCUCAUUAAAUUAUAUUAUUGAUACUUAUUUAGUGUUUGCAGCUUCGGCAAUGGCUGCUAAUACAUUUCUUAGAUCUUCAUUUGCUUGUGCAUUCCCAUUGUUUGGUGUUCAAAUGUUGCAUAACAUGGGUGUUAAAUGGGCUGGUUUAUUAUUAGCUUUGAUUGGUGUUGUAUUGAUUCCAGUUCCAUUUUUCUUUUAUAGAUAUGGACAAAAAAUUAGAGAGAAGUCAAAAUAUGCAUUUGUUAUACCAUAA